AUGAAAAUUAAUAAUAAUAUUCCGAACUAUCUGAAAUUACCUCAUAUCGGACAUCAAUGGAAAUUUUUAAAAAAUAUAGAACUAAAUACAUUUACUAAUAGCAGUAUGGAAUAAUCAUGUAAAAACAAUAACAACAGUUUAAUGACUAAUAGUAAUAUAUGUCCUAAUCGCACUUAGUAUGAAGAAACUCCUUAAAAUAAGAAAAAAAGAUUAGCAAAAAGUUAAUCAAUAGAAAUUAAAUAACAAUUAGAUUAAAUUGAUUCAGUAAAAGAAUCAAAUAGUGGAUAAGUAUAAAAAAUGUCAGAUAAUCUCAUUAAAUAAUAUGAUAUCUUAAAAGUAAAUGGAAAAAAGGAUAGCACUGCUAUGAUUAAAACUUAAUUAUAACUUAAUAAUUAAACAGAUAAAAAACCUCAUAUUGAAAAAUGUCAAUCAUUAUAUUAAUUAUAAAAUGAAACAAAAUUAAAUACUAAGUUAUAUGAUACAAGUGAAAUCAAUUCGUUUACUUAAUUUUUUCAAUUAGUAUAAAGUUAAGCAUAGAAUAAAGUAAAAAAAAGAAAAUGUCAAAUCAAUUUUUUUAAAAAGAGUUCAUCUAUGGAUAAUAUUAAUAUAGUAGAACAAUAAAAAAAGAUUACAAAAUUACUUUUACAAUAAAAAAUUAGAAUUAAGCCUAAGUUCUCUCCAACAAUAAAUAUUUAGGAUCUCCUUUAGAAAAAUUGA
Messenger RNA from Paramecium sonneborni, 717 nucleotides. The record is from the annotation of a GenBank genome assembly. Lineage: Eukaryota; Ciliophora; Oligohymenophorea; Peniculida; Parameciidae.